CUUUCCAUUCCUCUCCAGGCUUCGGUUCCCAAGUUUGAAAAGAUCCCCUGGCUGUGUGAGGCCAGCCUCCGGAACAAGCCCCUCGUGCUCAGCCUCCCCAGAAGAUUCCCUCAUGCCUCCUCCACUUCUCCGAAUUCAUGGAGGAAGGAUGUGAAUUUGCCAAAUACAUCUCAAGUUCCAAACGGCUUAUCUAAGGCCAGGAGGAGCCACAGCGGCCCUGUGCUGGGCAGGAGCUGGCAGCUGUGCUCCACAUGCCAGGAGGUGGAAACGGUGCAACCAAGAACUGUGAUGAUCCCAGAUGAUCUGAAACAUUCCUUUGAGAAUUGUCUGAGUGAUAGAAUGAAGAGUCUUCAGUCACCAAAAGCUCACACUGGACCCAGGUGUUCCCCUGAUGACAUCUCAACAGAGAGCAUUCACUACAGACUGCCCCUCCUGGGCCCCCGGACAGGGGCCUUCCACAAACUGUUGUUGUCAGACUCCUACAAGGCUCUGCAGGGGAUACAGCUUUCUUCCUCGCCCAGAAAGGAGCCCAUGGGCAAGACAAUGAGGCAGUGAGUGACCGGUGCUCAACAUUUUCCUCUCUGGAGAGAAAACAGCCUCACCAAGCCGAUCUCUCCUCAUCUCCUGUCACGAAAACAGUGCGUCAAGUUUGCCUCCCUAAGAGUGGCUGGAACCCUCUCCUACCAUCGUCUCCUAAAGAUGAUGGGUUUAUUUACACAAUUAUAAAGAUUUAUUGAUUAAAAUGGAA
This is a messenger RNA of Pipistrellus kuhlii (Kuhl's pipistrelle), 748 nucleotides long. It is a transcript of the gene CUNH1orf105, whose product is annotated as chromosome unknown C1orf105 homolog. The transcript has 6 exons. The annotation marks the transcript as partial. NCBI's taxonomy places the organism in Eukaryota, Metazoa, Chordata, Mammalia, Chiroptera, Vespertilionidae. The record is from RefSeq and is a predicted model, not a curated record.